GCCAACUACCUGCUUUUUGCUCAUUCCAACUUUGUAUAAAUUCAGCAUUUCCCUCUUUGUUUCCUCAUCCAUUUUUGCUCUGCCUUGCCCAUUUUCUGCAGAAGUUUUGAAGCUCUGUUGAAAAGAAUUUGCUCUGCCUUGCCGAUUUUCUGCACAAGUUUUGAAGCUCUGUUGAAAAGAAUUCAGCUUUAUCACCAUGGAAGGAGGGAAUUUGUUGCACAGGACUCAAUUCGACUGCUUGCUAUUUGAUUUGGACGAUACGUUGUAUUCUUCGAGCACAGGAAUGGCCACAGCAUGCCGGAAGAAUAUUGACGAGUUUCUGUCGUUAAAGCUUGCAUCGAGCAUCGAUGUUGUCACGGAGCUCCGUUCCCGGUUUUACAAGACUUAUGGAAGCUCGCUUGCAGGCCUUCGAGCAUUAGGGUAUGAAAUUGAUGCAGAUGAAUAUCACAGUUUUGUUCAUGGGAGAUUGCCGUAUGAAGUCAUUAAGCCAGAUCCGGUUCUGAGGAACAUUUUGCUGAGCAUGCCUCAAAGAAAAUUGAUAUUCACAAAUUCAGACAGAGUUCAUGCAACCAAGAUCCUGAAGAAAUUAUGCCUGGAGGACUGUUUUGAAGAUGUUAUCUGCUUUGAGAGCCUUAACGCGGAUUAUCCUUACCAGCAACAAGAUGGGGAAGAAAAUCCUCUUACUUCCCCUGUUACCAUAAAACCAUCAGUCGAAGCCUUUAGGCGGGCGAUUGCCAUUGCAAAAUCAGAUCCUCAGAGAACACUGUUCUUUGAUGACAAUCGUAGAAACAUAGCAGGAGCAAAAGGAGCGGGCCUUAAUACAGUCUUUGUUGGUAGCUCCGAGAAAAGUGAGGGAGCUGAUUAUGUGGUGGAAGAUAUUCAUAAUGUGAAGCACAUCGUUCAUGAGAUUUGGGGUGAGGCAGAAAAUUACAGAGCACCUGACAAAAAUGGUUGUUCAACUGGAAUAGCCAAAUCCAUUGAAGUAUCUCCCACUCCUGUUGUAGCCUAAGAGGCUCACACUUAAUACUUCUGUAAAACAAAGAUUUCUCAAAAGCAAAAAUAGAUCUCAUUGAUGUAUGUAGCACCUUGAUCUAUGUAGGUUCAUCUGCAAUUGUAAAUAUAUUUGUCCACUAUUGAGAAUAAUACAAACUAAUUUUUUAUUGUA
Messenger RNA from Cryptomeria japonica (Japanese cedar), 1165 nucleotides. RefSeq lists its product as uncharacterized. The record is from RefSeq and is a predicted model, not a curated record. Lineage: Eukaryota; Viridiplantae; Streptophyta; Pinopsida; Cupressales; Cupressaceae. The transcript has 8 exons. The coding region runs from base 197 to 1009 and encodes 270 amino acids.